AUGUCUUCCCAAUCACCGAGCCUACGCAACCUCCAGGCGUCGACCGUCUUCCUCAACUCGGCCGUCGCCGGCCUCAACCUGGGCCUCUCGGUCUUUGUCAUUCCCCGCCUCCUCGAGUCCCCGACCCCGCUCAUGCUACGACAAUGGACCAACAUGUACAAGCGGACCAGCCCCUUUGCGUUCCGACAGCUCCCCAGCAAGGCCAAGGCAUUCGCAACAGCCGCUGCUCUAUGUGUCUCUAUUGGUCCGUGGACCAGGUUCUUCUUGGGCAACAUCAACAAGAAGUUAUUCCAGAAGGCCGAAGAAACAAGGGACAUGGGUAUCAUGGCUGUUGGCCUGACCCAAGAAGAAGAGGAGGGUGCCAAAUACCUGGUCGACCAAUGGGGUCUAUACAACCUGGGGCGCAGUGUCGCCCUAGGUCUCGGAGGUGUUGUCGGGCUGUACACCGUCAUAUCCUGA
Messenger RNA from Colletotrichum chrysophilum, 459 nucleotides. RefSeq lists its product as uncharacterized. Bases 1 to 459 code for a protein of 152 amino acids. The record is from RefSeq and is a predicted model, not a curated record. The transcript has 2 exons. NCBI's taxonomy places the organism in Eukaryota, Fungi, Ascomycota, Sordariomycetes, Glomerellales, Glomerellaceae.